Messenger RNA from Aspergillus caelatus, 1267 nucleotides. RefSeq lists its product as uncharacterized. The transcript has 4 exons. Bases 284 to 1252 code for a protein of 322 amino acids. The record is from RefSeq and is a predicted model, not a curated record. Lineage: Eukaryota; Fungi; Ascomycota; Eurotiomycetes; Eurotiales; Aspergillaceae.
GGAGUUUGGAUGGUCAAGAGCCGCUUGGGGUGAGGGGCGCACUAAUCCCCUUUGCGUUAGUCCUCCCUUGACGGGUCGCUUUCCAUUGAAUCCAUUCAGGUAAAGCGCUUAAUUCCUCCACUGCUCAUCAAUUCGACCUAUCGUUCGAAAACAUUAGCCCAGGGUCUUUUGGUCCGCUCUUGUGGGAACCCCUUAGCCUGAGUAGUUCGUAUCUUCUGCUUUCAUCCAGUCAUCAUCCUCUAGCAGAUUAUAUCCAAUACGACGCGAUACUGCCACAGUGGCUAUGGCUACUUCGGAUCUUUCAAAUCCAGAUUCUCUGGCCGUCUUAACGGCAAUGGUUAAUCAAACGCUUAUCGAAACCGGCCGCUUUUUCCGAUCAGGGGGUUCUACGCAAUCCAGGGCCCAACUCAAGCGUUCACUUCCUGUUGCUCAUGAGCAAUUUCAAAGUGCACUGGACAAUCUUUCCGAGCAGAUCUUCAUUGCCAAGACGUUCCUGGAGAGGGACUACGAGGCGAUUGCAGCCCAAAAGGCAGCACUGCAACCAGCCGAAGAUGUUGUUAUGAGUCAAUCAGAGACCAUACAAGACCCCGAAGCUGCGCCACAGGUGGAGGCAACAGCAGUUGACACAAGUCAAGUCCAAUCAGAACUAUCCAGGGCUGACGCCGUGCAAUCACAUACAAGCGUCGAUGCCGGUCAGCAGAACACUAGUGAAACCCUUGUGAAAGAAGAGGAACCAGCCGAAUCUGUUGCGGUUGGUCCCAAUCAAUCUCAGCCUGGGCCCAGUGAGAUCAAUUUCGAUUCAGUUCUCGAUGAUACUGGUGGGGCGAAUGACUUCGAUCUAAACUUAGACUUUGGGGAUGACGACCUUGGGAACGAGAACUUCUUGUCGGGAUCCAACCUUGGUACUACAAAUACAACUGGCGCCACUGAGCAGGAGAAGGGGGUUGACCAAAGUGGGAACGCGAUAGCUGAAGUCCCUGGUUUGGAGACUGGUACGGCCAACAUCCCAACUGGGGGGGAUAUGUUCGACCUAGAAUUGCAGAAGACCGAGGCAUUUUCCGCCCAAAACGGGGCCCCAGAAGGGCAACAAGGCAACACCACUGAAGAUAUUAUGGCUCCGGGCGAAUCUAGCUUCGAUGACUUGUUCAUGGAUAAUGAGAAUUUUGGAAGUGGAGACGUGGGAGACCCUAGCAUGCUGGAAGGCGAUAGCUUGAUGAAUAUGAACGAGCUCGAUGACAGCUGGUUUACUUAGGGGUGACUCUUAUCC